AUGGGAAAGCUCUCAACUUCAAUUCAGCUGCGGACUGAACAACAACAAGCAGUCCUUGUGCCAAAGCAUUCACGCUUUUUGCGUGGAUGUUUCGCUGCAGACUCUGACAUGGGGGUAGCAGGUGAGUCUUUGCGUGUGGACAGUGAUGAGUUUUGGGCGUUCAAAGCAGUUUUUGGUUUGCCGUGGGAUUGUGAACAGUUUUUGCGCAAAGCAGUGGUGAUGGGCCACCCUUCAAAGCACAGUUUCUUGGUUCCAAAGGAUUUGCAACUGGCUCUGGACAAACACAUGGUUUGGAGCGAAGAAACCUUGGUUCAAUAUAGAAUGGGCUGGUGUCGUAAAUGGUUGAAAAGGGCAAAGGAGUUGGAACAGGCUGAGCAUUUAGAUGCGGCUGUGCGUCCCCCACAUGUCAGGCAAGCCACUUGUGGCAAGAGGUCUGCAAAGCUUUCUCCCGAGCUUGCCUUUGGACUUCAAGUGAUGAUGAAAAGGUUAUCCCUUGGCAUACCACGCAUCGUCUCUGCAAAGGCGGUGCAACAAUGGUUUGUCUUCUCGGAUGCGGCUUACGAGCCGGACCUCAAGGAGGGUGGCAUAGGUGCAGCUAUCUUCAAUGAAUCUUGCGAGUGCGUGGGCUGGUUUGGAUUUCCUUUACAGCCGUCGAUGUGCCAGCAUUUUGGAGCGGAUAUCAAGCAAACGAUCAUUUAUGAGUUGGAGUUGGCUGCAUCAAUUCUGGCUUUGGAUUUCUGGUCUGACAAAAUGAAGGCCAACCCGCAGCCUAGCCAGUCUGCGCUGCCCCAGUUGAAAACAGAGUGCAUUGCUCUGAGUUUGCAUGCUUCAACGUGUAGUCCCCUAUUUUUCGUAGUGUGGAUUUUGCUUAGUAGCGUCGCUGUAGCCCCAGUGAGCCAUGGAAAUCUGGUCCGCAACAAAGAUGACCUUGCAAGAGCUGCCAAACGCAUGUCGCGACCGUUGCAAAGUGGAAGACCUGUCGAGCAGGUUGCUCGGACAAACCGCGAGCGGUUGCUGGAGUGCUUUGCGGAAUGGUUGGCUGGCAAAGGCGAGAAUUUUCCUUCGCUGUUGGAACUGUCAUACAGAGAGCCCGAAAAGAUGGUGACACAGCUAGUCAGCUAUGGACGGGAGUUGUAUGCAUCAGGCAGACCAUACAAUCACUAUGUGGAGACGGUCAACGCGGUGGCUGCUGCGAAACCCACGAUUCGGCGGCUUCUGACGGGUGCUUGGGAUCUGGCUUUUAGCUGGCAACGCGAAGAGCCAGGGGGCCAUCACCUGGCAUGUCCGUUUCAGAUUCUUCUGGCAAUUCUGUCGGUGAGCAUCCUAUGGGGCUGGCCAUGGGUUGCUGGAUCGAUAGCCUUAUCGUGGGGUGCAAUUUGUCGCAUUGGAGAGGUGCUACAAUCUUGCAGACGUGACCUUGUGCUGCCUCAGGAUGUGGGUUACACUAGUUGUUCCAUUUUCCUGAGGGUCAAAGAACCAAAAACACGUUUCAAAGCUGCGAGGCAUCAGAUGUCGAAACUUGAUCCGGAAGAUCUGGUUCAACUGGUGUCACUGGCAUUUGGAUCAAAGCGCGCUGAUGAAAAGCUUUGGCCUUUUUCCGGACAGCUGCUGCGAACGAGGUUCCGACAAAUCCUUCGUGAGAUUGGGCUGCCAUAUGAUUCAAAUGGCAUCAACAGAGGCCUUGACCUAGGCUCCCUCCGCGGAGGAGGAGCAACAUACCUUUUAAUGCUGACAGAAGACUCAGAGCUGGUGAGAAGAAGGGGUCGUUGGAUUGCACCAAGGACCAUGGAAGUUUACCUUCAGGAGAUAGCUGCUACAGUUUAUUUUCCUCAACUCCCCAGUGCGUUGAAGGCUCGAGUGCUGGCCUUAGCCUCAGCCUUUCCUGGUCUUCUAGCACGCAUGCAGGUGCUAGUCAAG
Molecule: messenger RNA, 1917 nt
Organism: Cladocopium goreaui
Lineage: Eukaryota; Dinophyceae; Suessiales; Symbiodiniaceae
Source: the annotation of a GenBank genome assembly